Galeopterus variegatus (Sunda flying lemur) is the source of this 2021-nucleotide messenger RNA. RefSeq names its product zinc metallopeptidase STE24 (gene ZMPSTE24). Bases 182 to 1465 code for a protein of 427 amino acids. Gene Ontology annotation, biological process: CAAX-box protein processing. Gene Ontology annotation, molecular function: metalloendopeptidase activity. The transcript is spliced from 9 exons. Gene Ontology annotation, cellular component: endoplasmic reticulum membrane. The record is from RefSeq and is a predicted model, not a curated record. Lineage: Eukaryota; Metazoa; Chordata; Mammalia; Dermoptera; Cynocephalidae.
GCAAGCGGAAGUGUUUGUGUGACACCAUCGGCAGCGCAGAGGGGAGGGGAUGGGGACGGGUACCGGUGUAGGGGCACUCGGAAGGGACGGAUAUCACUGUGACACUGCGAGGACGCCCUGAGGGGACGGGUGUCGGUGUGGCACCUGUGCACGCUGAAGGAGCCGGCGGAACGGGGUGGCCAUGGGGAUGUGGGCGUCGCUGGACGCGAUGUGGGAGAUGCCGGCCGAGAAGCGUAUCUUCGGGGCCGUGCUGGUCUUCUCUUGGACGGUGUAUCUUUGGGAGACCUUCCUAGCACAGCGGCAGAGAAGGAUAUAUAAAACAACAACUCAUGUACCACCGGAGUUAGGACAAAUCAUGGACUCUGAAACAUUUGAGAAAUCUCGACUAUAUCAACUGGAUAAAAGUACUUUCAGCUUCUGGUCAGGACUCUAUUCAGAGAUUGAAGGCACUCUUAUUCUUCUCUUUGGUGGAAUCCCUUAUCUCUGGAGACUUUCUGGACGCUUCUGUGGUUAUGCUGGCUUUGGACCAGAACAUGAGAUCACUCAGUCCUUGGUGUUUCUGCUGUUAGCUACGCUUUUCAGUGCGUCGACUGGUUUGCCAUGGAGUCUUUACAAUACUUUUGUGAUAGAAGAAAAACAUGGUUUCAAUCAACAGACUUUGGGGUUCUUCAUGAAAGAUGCAAUCAAGAAAUUUGUUGUGACUCAGUGUAUUUUAUUGCCUGUGUCUUCACUUCUACUUUACAUUAUCAAAAUUGGGGGUGACUAUUUUUUUAUUUAUGCCUGGCUGUUCACAUUAGUUGUCUCUUUGGUUCUUGUCACAAUCUAUGCUGAUUAUAUUGCCCCUUUAUUUGACAAGUUCACACCUCUGCCUGAAGGAAAGCUUAAACAAGAAAUUGAAGUAAUGGCAAAGAGUAUUGAUUUUCCUUUAACUAAGGUAUAUGUUGUUGAAGGAUCUAAACGCUCUUCCCACAGCAAUGCUUAUUUUUAUGGCUUCUUCAAGAACAAGCGAAUAGUUUUGUUUGACACUCUCCUCGAAGAGUACUCUGUACUAAACAAAGGCCUCCAGGAGGAGUCUGGCGUGGAACCCCGCAAGGAUGGAGAAGGGGACGGUGAAGAAAUAAAAGCUAAAGUUAAAAAUAAGAAACAAGGAUGUAAAAAUGAGGAGGUGCUUGCUGUACUAGGCCAUGAACUGGGGCACUGGAAGUUGGGACACACAGUCAAAAAUAUUGUUAUCAGCCAGGUUCUUUCUUUUUGCCUGACAGUCCUGAGCCGCAGAUUUGAGUUUCAAGCUGAUGCAUUUGCCAAGAAACUGGGGAAGGCUAAAGACUUAUAUUCUGCUUUAAUCAAACUAAACAAAGAUAACUUGGGAUUCCCUGUUUCUGAUUGGUUGUUUUCAAUGUGGCAUUAUUCUCAUCCUCCGCUACUAGAGAGACUUCAAGCUUUGAAAAAUACAAAGCAAGACUGAAAUGCCCAGGGUCUGUGACUGAAGACAUUUAUGAUUAUUUCUGUCCUGGCAGCAUGUUCCAGCUCUUGAUGUUUUUAAACUUUUUCUUUUUUUUUAAAGAAAAAUUAUUAAGUACAGAUGAGCUCAGAUUUAAAUACAUUUAACAUUUCAUUUCAAAAAUGAUUUUAAUAAUCCAUUUCUUAAAGAAAACACUGGGUGAAAUUUUGAGGCUUAAUGUUUUUAAAGGUGUAGUUUUCUUUUAUCUUUGACAUCUAAUUUACCACCAACUGGUAGAAUUGAGAAAAUACAGCACUUGUUUUAUUUAUAUGCUUAUAUGGAAUCUGCAUAUUAAGGUGUUUGGGGCAUAUGUUUAAAAGAGGGAACACCACCUCUGAGUCCCUUCUGUCAGGCAGAAGCAGUGGUCCCAAAUCAUUGUGCUUACACCUAAGUUGAAACUGGUUUUUACUUUCAUCCCUGUUAUUAUUUAACCUGGCCAAUCAGUGUUUUAAAUAAGAAAGAAAGAUAAUAGUUGGCUAAUGCUAUUUAAAUGAAAGUAAAUAGAGGGCUGGCCAAUGGC